Messenger RNA from Gossypium arboreum, 1756 nucleotides. RefSeq names its product protein NRT1/ PTR FAMILY 4.6-like. Lineage: Eukaryota; Viridiplantae; Streptophyta; Magnoliopsida; Malvales; Malvaceae. Gene Ontology annotation, cellular component: membrane. The transcript has 4 exons. Gene Ontology annotation, biological process: transmembrane transport. The record is from RefSeq and is a predicted model, not a curated record. Gene Ontology annotation, molecular function: transmembrane transporter activity. The coding region runs from base 3 to 1634 and encodes 543 amino acids.
GGAUGGAAGGGCUGGAGAACAUGGCGUUUAUUGCAAGUGCAGUGAGCCUGGUGACAUACUUGAUGGGGUAUAUGAACUUUGGGUUGACCAAAUCUGUAAACACAGUUACAAACUUCAUGGGAACAUCAUUCAUUCUAGCACUCUUAGGAGGAGUCAUUGCUGAUACAUAUUUGACAAGAUUUACCACCUGUGUCCUGUUUGGAUUCCUGGAAUUGUUGGGAUAUGCCCUAUUGACAGUACAAGCACAUUUCGAUCAACUGAGGCCAACUCCUUGCACAGAUAUUUCAAAACAAUGCGAGGCUGCAAAUACUGGCCAAGCAGCAAUUCUUUACACAGGUCUAUACUUGAUAGCGCUAGGAACCAGUGGGGUUAAGGCGGCUUUGCCACUAUUGGGAGCUGACCAGUUCGACAGCAAGGACCCUAAAGAGGCUGUGCAACUUUCAAGCUUUUUCAAUUGGUUCAUGUUUAGCCUGACGGGUGGAUCUAUAGUUGGAGUCACUUUCGUAGUGUGGAUAAGUUCUAAAAAAGGUUGGGACUGGGGUUUUGGAGUGUGCACCAUAGUAGUCUUGUUUGCAAUUGUGUUGGUUUGCAUUGGCAAGCCAUUUUAUAGGGAUAAUGCACUUAAAGGAAGCCCCAUAAUUCGAAUCCUACGGGUACUUACUGCAUCCAUCUGCAACCGAUACCUUCCAAUACCAAGAAAGGAAGAUGAACUUUAUGAGGUUUAUGACAAAGGAACACAAAAUGAAACUCUUCAGAGAACCAAUCAGUUUAGAUUCUUAGAUCGAGCAGCAGUUCAUGAUUUGACCACUUGGGGUACAUCAGCAGCAAUGACUCCAGGACCUUGGAGGCUUAGUACGGUGACCCAAGUUGAAGAAACCAAGAUCUUGCUGCGCAUGCUUCCCAUCGUAUUCAGCACAGUUUUCAUAAAUACUUGUUUGGCUCAACUCCAAACAUUCUCCAUACAACAAAGCAUGACAUUGGACACUCAUAUAUUUGGUUUUGAAAUCCCUGCUUCCUCCCUUCCUGUCAUUCCCCUAGGAUUCAACCUCAUUUUCAUUCCGAUUUAUGAACGCAUUUUCGUUCCACUAGCCCGAAGAAUAACAGGAAUUUCAACAGGAAUCCGGCAUCUUCAGCGGAUUGGAGUUGGAUUGGUGCUUUCAACAAUUUCCAUGGCAAUUUCUGGUGUGAUGGAAAACAAACGUAAAUCUGUGGCUGUUAAGCACAACAUGGUAGAUUCUAAUGAGCCACUGCCAAUGAGUGUGUUUUGGCUUGGAUUCCAAUUUGCCGUGUUUGGGUUGUCUGAUAUGUUCACAUUGGUAGGGCUGCUAGAGUUCUACCAUGCGGAGAGCUCAGCAGGAAUGAAAGGAACAAGCACAGCCCUCUCCUGGUUUUCACUAGCAUUUGGGUAUUUUAUAAGCUCGAUAGUGGUGGAGGUGGUAAACAAGGCCAGCGGGGGUUGGUUGGCUUCAAACAACCUCAACAGAGACCAAUUGAACUACUUCUAUUGGUUAUUAUCAGGGUUAAGUGCUGUUAACUUCGUCAUUUAUUUGGUGUGUGCAUCUUGGUACAAGUACAAGAACGUGAAGGAAACGAAACAAGAAGAAAUUUCUAUUCAUGGUUUUGCUGCUAAUUAAGGUCUCAAGAGGCUACUACUUAAAGAUUUUACCAUCAAUGAUAUUGAUGUAAUAAUAAGUGAAUCACAUGAAUAAGAUCUAUAUUGUAAUACCUCGAAAAUUUUUAUAGUCCUUAAUAUAGU